AUGGCUUCUUCUACCAACAAAAAACAGUACAUUUUAGCUUUGUUCCUCCUCCUUGCUUUUGGGAUAUCCCAAGUAAUGUCCCGCAAGCUGCAUGAGCCAUCCUUAAGAGAAAGACAUGAGCAAUGGAUGGCAAAAUAUGGCAAAGUGUAUCAGGAUGCUGCUGAGAAGGAAAAACGUUUCAUGAUAUUCAAGGACAAUGUUGAGUUCAUUGAAUCAUUCAACGCUGCUGCCAACAAACCUUACAGGCUCAGCGUUAAUCACCUAGCUGAUUUGACCAUUGAGGAAUUUAAAGCUUCCCGUAAUGGAUUCAAGAGGCCCCAUGAGUUUACCACAACAUCAUUUAAGUAUGAAAAUGUUACUGCUAUUCCUGCAACUAUAGACUGGAGGAUAAAAGGAGCUGUUACUCCAAUCAAAGACCAAGGUCAAUGUGGGAGCUGCUGGGCAUUUUCAACAGUGGCUGCAACUGAGGGUAUCCACCAAAUAACCACAGGUAAACUAGUCUCCCUCUCAGAGCAAGAGCUAGUGGAUUGUGACACACAAGGUGUAGACCAAGGAUGUGAAGGAGGUUACAUGGAAGAUGGGUUUGAAUUCAUUAUAAAAAAUGGUGGAAUAACCAGUGAGGCCAAUUACCCAUAUAAGGCAGUUGAUGGGACUUGUAACAAAGUAACCUCCCCAGUAGCUCAGAUUAAGGGUUAUGAGAAAGUCCCAGUUAAUAGUGAACAGUCACUCCUGAAAGCUGUGGCUAACCAACCAGUAUCAGUUUCCAUUGAUGCUAGUGAUGCAGGUUUCAUGUUUUACUCUAGUGGGAUUUUUACAGGAGAAUGUGGAACUGGGCUAGAUCAUGGUGUUACUGCAAUUGGUUAUGGUACAGCUAAUGGUACUGACUAUUGGCUAGUGAAGAAUUCAUGGGGCACAGUAUGGGGUGAGAAAGGAUACAUAAGGAUGCAGAGAGGCAUAGCUGCUAAGGAAGGUUUAUGUGGAAUUGCCAUGGAUUCUUCUUAUCCAACUGCUUAA
Gastrolobium bilobum is the source of this 1014-nucleotide messenger RNA. Its product is annotated as senescence-specific cysteine protease SAG39-like. Gene Ontology annotation, cellular component: lysosome. NCBI's taxonomy places the organism in Eukaryota, Viridiplantae, Streptophyta, Magnoliopsida, Fabales, Fabaceae. Gene Ontology annotation, molecular function: cysteine-type endopeptidase activity. The record is from RefSeq and is a predicted model, not a curated record. The transcript has 2 exons. Bases 1 to 1014 code for a protein of 337 amino acids.